UUGACGAACUGUUCUAGCACUAGGACACCGAAAGUAUGGUGAAUAAAGUGAUAUUGACAGCGCUGCUGGCCGUGGCCGCGGUGGCUCUUACCGAGGCGAAACCAUUCAAGAUCGCUCCCAUCGUUCAGCGGAUGCUGGAUGCAUUCCCGGUCCCGAAGGUUCCGGAAGGAUACGUGUCUACAAACCCUCGCACGAUUGGGUAUGAGUUCCUCACCCGAAUUGAUCAUUUCGAUGCCCAAAACCGAGCCAAGUUCAAAUUUGAAUACUUUUCCAACGAUGAGUACUAUCAACCCGGUGGACCGAUUUUCAUCUUCCUCGGAGGAAACUGGCCCCUGAUGCAGUAUUACAUCGAGCAUGGCCACUUUCACGAUAUAGCCAAAUACGAAAAUGCCUGGCUUUUCACCAACGAACAUCGGUAUUACGGCGGCAGUGUUCCGACAGAAGAUCUUUCAGUAGAAAAUCUACGUUUCCUGUCGGUUGAGCAGGCUAUGGUGGAUGUAGCGGAAUGGAUCUGGCAUCUACGGCACAACGUAGUUCGGGACGAUAAUGCAAAGGUUAUCUUGGCCGGAACGGGUUAUGCGGGAGCACUCGGCACCUGGAUGCGUCAACGCUACCCGCACUUGGUGGAUGGAGUUUGGGUUUCCAGUGGACAAGUAGAUGCACGGUUCAACUUCAAGGAGUAUGCCUUCGAAAUCGGUGAAGUGAUCCGAGACUUCGGAUCGGACGAUUGCUACAGCACCAUCUGGCGUGGUUUCCGCACAGGCGAGAAUCUUUUCGACUCGGGACUCUCAAGCACCGUGACCGAUUUAUUCAAUACCUGUUCACCGGUUAAUGAAGAAAAUAUGUUGGAUGUCGAGACAUUCUUCUACAACCUGAAGGAAGGCAUUCAGUCGAUUAUUCUUCAGUCACCGCAAACCACGGAAUCAACGGAAACAUUGUGUCACGAACUGGGGAACAGUACGGCGCAAACGGAUUUGCAUAUACUGGCUGAAUGGAUUGCGGAACGUUAUUACUACUUAGACUGCUUACCGUUCGACUUUGAAACCACCGUCGAGGCCCAUCAGAACAUCGAGAAGACCGCACCAGAGAACAACGUUCUGGGGCUACGUCAACGUGUUUACCAGUUCUGUACCGAGUUCGGAUGGUUCCUAACAGCGGAUUCCGCUGAUCAACCGUUCGGAUACCGCGUAACGAUGAAUUUCUUCCUGAACUUCUGCCGCGCCGUUUAUGGAAGCUGGCUGACGAGUGAGGUAGUCGUGGAAGGUGUUCACUUGACCAAUUUGCAUUUCGGUGGCAAGGAUCCACGAAUCACCAAGGCUCUGUUUACCAACGGUGGGCUGGAUCCGAUUCGAGACAUUUCAGUCACCGAUUACCACCAGUCACAAGCGAACGCGAUCGUCAUUCCGGGAUACUUCAACAGUCCCGAUCUGAACUCGAUCAGUGGGUACAAUUCCCCUCAACUUCUUCAAGCGAAGCACGACAUUCAGAUGUACAUCGAGAGUUGGCUCCAUGAAUCCAUCAUCCCCAUUCAGAGUGACUAGAGAUCCGUUUCGUUGGGAGAUUCCUGUAUCGUGUUAACAACGUGAACAAGGCGUUGGAUUCAAUUCUCACUAAAUCCUACAAAGGUGGAAACAAAUCACAUCAAAAUUACUUCAUGUUACAGCAUAUGUUAUUUUAUAUGGAUAUUAUGAGAUAAAAAAUAUAUUUAAA
This is a messenger RNA of Malaya genurostris, 1710 nucleotides long. Its product is annotated as putative serine protease K12H4.7. Gene Ontology annotation, molecular function: dipeptidyl-peptidase activity; serine-type exopeptidase activity. The record is from RefSeq and is a predicted model, not a curated record. The transcript has 2 exons. NCBI's taxonomy places the organism in Eukaryota, Metazoa, Arthropoda, Insecta, Diptera, Culicidae. Gene Ontology annotation, biological process: proteolysis. The coding region runs from base 36 to 1541 and encodes 501 amino acids.